Molecule: messenger RNA, 2626 nt
Organism: Pogoniulus pusillus (Red-fronted tinkerbird)
Lineage: Eukaryota; Metazoa; Chordata; Aves; Piciformes; Lybiidae
Product: beta-galactosidase-1-like protein 2
Exons: 19
Coding region: 54-1964 (636 amino acids)
Biological process (GO): carbohydrate metabolic process
Cellular component (GO): vacuole
Molecular function (GO): beta-galactosidase activity
Source: RefSeq, a predicted model, not a curated record
ACCGGCGCUCGGGGGCCGGGGCUGUGGCUGUGCGAGCGGGGCCGGCGGCCGCCAUGUGGCCGUGCGGCGGGUGGCGGCAGCGCCGCCUCGGGGGCUUCGUGUUGCUCAUCUUCAUGCUGUGGCUGCUGCUGCGCAGGUUUAACUGGAGCGAGCUGAUCCCCCUGCGGCUGCAGGGGCGGACCCUGGGCUUGCAGACGGGAGGCUCGCAGUUCCUGCUGGAGGGAAUGCCGUUCCGCAUCCUGGGGGGCUCCCUGCACUACUUCCGAGUGCCCAGGGAGUACUGGGAGGACAGAAUGCUGAAGAUGAGGGCCUGUGGCUUGAACACCCUCACCACGUAUGUGCCAUGGAACCUUCACGAGCCAGAACGAGGGAAGUUUGACUUCAGUCGAAACCUGGAUCUAGAGGCCUUCAUUUCACUGGCAGCUAAAAAUGGACUCUGGGUGAUUCUGCGUCCUGGACCUUAUAUCUGCUCUGAAUGGGACCUUGGUGGCCUGCCCAGCUGGCUGCUGCAGGACCCAGAGAUGCAGCUGCGGACGACGUACGAGGGCUUCACGGCAGCUGUGGAUGCCUACUUUGACCACCUGAUGCCUAUUGUUGUCCCUCUUCAGUACAAGAGAGGAGGCCCCAUCAUUGCCGUGCAGGUGGAGAACGAGUACGGCUCCUACGCCAGGGACCCCAACUACAUGGCCUAUGUCAAAAGGGCUCUGUUAAAGAGAGGGAUUGUGGAGCUGCUAAUGACCUCAGACAACAAGAAUGGGCUGUCUCUUGGCUUGGUGAAAGGAGCUUUGGCCACUGUUAACUUUCAGAAGCUGGAGCCUGGGCUGCUGAAAUACCUGGACACAGUGCAGAAAAACCAGCCCAAGAUGGUGAUGGAGUACUGGACCGGGUGGUUUGAUAGCUGGGGAGGCCCUCACUAUGUCUUCGAUGCAGAUGAAAUGGUGAAUACUGUGGCAAGCAUCCUCAAGCUGGGAGCAUCCAUCAACCUCUACAUGUUCCACGGGGGCACCAACUUCGGCUUCAUGAGCGGCGCCCUGCAGUCCGACGAGUACAGAGCAGACGUCACCAGCUACGACUACGAUGCUGUGCUGACAGAGGCUGGGGACUAUACCUCCAAAUUUUUCAAGCUGCGACAGCUCUUCAGCACCAUCAUUGGCCACCCUCUUCCUCUGCCUCCCAUGAUUGAAAGCAAAGCAUCCUAUGGGGCAAUCCUCUUGCAUCAGUACAUCUCCCUCUGGGAUGUGUUACCAACUCUUCUAAAGCCCAUCAAGUCGGAGCUGCCCCUGAACAUGGAGAGCCUGCAGCUGAACGGGAGCAGAGGGCAGUCCUUCGGCUAUGUGCUCUACGAGACGCUCACCUUCGGCGGGGGGCAGCUGCGCUCCCUCGGCCAUGUCCGCGACCGGGCGCAGGUGUUUGUUAACACUAUGUAUGUUGGUGAGCUGGACUACAACUCCGUGGAGCUCUCCCUUCCUGAGGGACAGGGCUUCAGGCAGCUCAGGCUGCUGGUGGAGAACCAAGGUCGUGUCAAUUAUGGCCUGGCACUGAACGAGCAGAGGAAAGGCUUAAUUGGUGAUGUCUUCUUGAAUAAAACCCCCUUGAGGAACUUCAAGAUUUACAGUUUGGAGAUGGACCCAAGCUUCAUGGAAAGUCUGAGACACACUGCUGGGUGGAGUUCAGUCCCAGAUUACUUCGUGGGUCCAGCUUUCUUCCGUGGGAGGCUGUGGAUAGAGCACCAGCCACAGGACACGUUCUUGAAGCUGCAGGGCUGGGAAAAGGGAGUUGUGUUUGUCAAUGGCCGGAACCUGGGCCGCUACUGGAAGAUUGGACCUCAGGAAACUCUCUACCUACCUGGGCCCUGGUUAAGGAAAGGGAGCAAUGAGGUUGUCAUUUUUGAGGAGCACACUGCAGGACGGAUCAUCCAGUCUGUGGACAUCCCUUACUUGGGAAGGACCCAGUAUGUGGACUGAGGGUAGCUUCUUGCCCCUGUUUGGUUCACCUUGAACAUUCCUGGUUGCAUGUCUGGGCACAUGAUGGCUCAAGGCACUUGGGGCACUGUUCAUUUCCAAACUAGACCCAGGUCAAGGAUUUGCUCUCUGGCUGUGAGUUGAGAAGAGGCAAAGGGCCCCGCAGGAACCCCCAGCCCAUUGUUUCCUAGGUGGAUGUGGAAGUUGCUCUCCCUGCACUGCUGAGGACCCACAGCUGGGCUGGGCUGGGCUGUGCUGUGCUGUGAGUGAUGUUGUGGACCUUGGGUGAAUGGGGGAGAGUGAGAAGGUGCUGGAGGCAGGAGAGAGAGAGCAAGAACUGAAGCCAUCUGAACUGGGUGCUGAGCUUUGCCCUUCAGUGACUUUAAAGAUGUUUAUUGCUGACCUCCUCCUUUUUAUCAUUAGAUAGGGAGAAAAUAGUUGGUGAACCUGUGGGUAGCCAGGUGUGGAGAGCACUCUGUGGUGCUUCCAGGCAGCAGCAGCUACUCACCAGAGAGGCCACUACUUGUUCACUUGUUGGAAGCUAAGUUGGCUGUCAAAAGGACUUGAACUCAAGCUCUUUCCCCCGAGUUUUACUGUGGAGGUUCUCUGUCUGUCUCUCUCAAAAAAAAGAGGCAAAAAAAAAAAAGGUUUUAAACAGUGAAAAA